Aspergillus novofumigatus IBT 16806 is the source of this 1379-nucleotide messenger RNA. Its product is annotated as MFS general substrate transporter. Gene Ontology annotation, molecular function: transmembrane transporter activity. Gene Ontology annotation, biological process: transmembrane transport. The transcript has 2 exons. The record is from RefSeq and is a predicted model, not a curated record. Lineage: Eukaryota; Fungi; Ascomycota; Eurotiomycetes; Eurotiales; Aspergillaceae. The annotation marks the transcript as partial.
CGGAAGUGUACUUUGCAUUUUCUGAGUAUGCUAUGGCAAUGGGUGCCGUCUGACAUCUUCCCCUUCCAGCCCGGCUUCGUAUGAAGCCUGCAACAUGGAACCUACCAGAGGCUAUCCCACCUUUUCUGUUUAUGCAAGAAUAAGAUUUUACUAGCGUUUCCGUUAAUUGACAGGGUGGGUUCACUUCUCUCUGUGAUAUAGUUAUCACCGACUUAGUGCCACUAAGAUAUCGAGGACAUUAUUACGGGAUUCUUGCUGCCAUGUGGAGCAUACGUUCCGUCCUUGGGCCCGUUUUGGGGGCGCUUUCUCGCAAUCGGUGACGUGGCGCUGGAUAUUCUACAUUAACUUCCCAUUUGGAGUUGUUGGGUUCUUUCUCGUUUUUUUCUUUUUGAAGAUGGAAAGUCUCCCCACUUCACUGGUAGGAAAGCUACAACAGAUCGAUUACAUCGGUAUAACUCUACUGGUCGGAGGUCUCGCCGCUUUUCUGGCGCCCCUUACCUGGGGGGUGGGGGGGGGCAUAUACACCUGGAAUUCCUGGCAUACAAUUUGCCCUAUUGUCAUAGGGGGAAUGGGUCUACUGGCCUUCGGUGUUUACGAGCACCGCUUUGCGCGCUAUCCCACUAUUCCCCUUACUAUAUUCCAAAACCGCACAGUCAUGGUAUCUUACGCAGGAACCGUCAUGCAUGGACUUGUUCUAUGGUGUCUCCUCUAUUACCUGCCGUUGUACUAUGAGGCAGUCAAAGAAUACUCUCCCAUAAUGUCUGGAGUGGCGUUCUUCCCUGAAAGCUUUACUGUAGCACCGAGUGCUAUGGUCACUGGCAUUAUCAUUACUUAUACUGGCAGUUACUGGUGGGCUAUCUGGUUAGGAUGGACUAUAUCAACACUUGGCAUUGGGCUACUCUGUUACAUGAAGGUAGGGAGCAGCAUUCCUGCGUGGGUUUUCUUAAAUAUCGUCCCAGGGCUGGGACUCGGGCUCCUUUUCCCGGCAUUGUGCUUUGCCGUCCAGGCCUCUUCAACAGUUGAGAACAUGGCAAUAGCAACUGCUAUGUUUAGUUUCUCCCGAGCAUUGGGGAACACCAUUGGCGUCGCCGUUGGGGGCGUCAUUUUUCAGAAUAGCAUGCGCCGGGGAUUGCAGGCCAAGGCACCUCUGGCUCUGAUGGCAGAGGAAUACAGCCAGGAUGCUGCACGAAUGGUCGGGGUGAUUAAGCAGAUGCCUGCCGACUUAGGCUGGAAGAAGGAACUUUUGAAAGAGGCGUAUACUGACAGUGUACGUAUGAUAUGGGCGGUCUGCUGCGGUAUUACCGGAGUUGGCCUAUUGUCAAGUCUAUUAACAGAGGGUCGUGCUUUAAACCAACCUUUAGAAGGGAACCAGCAGCUGA